Malus domestica (apple) is the source of this 1199-nucleotide messenger RNA. Lineage: Eukaryota; Viridiplantae; Streptophyta; Magnoliopsida; Rosales; Rosaceae. The record is from RefSeq and is a predicted model, not a curated record.
GGGGUCAUACCCUCUUGAUGAUGUGAAAGAGUACAGUCCGUGCAAUUACCAUCAUCUUCUGAGGUUGUCACUUUCCCACAAUAAAUUUUCGUGACUCAACUAAAUUUGUGGUGUGGGAACAGCUUUGUUGCCUGUUGGUUUCAAGAUUUUAUGAUAUCUACUUUGCAUGCCCCAAUCGACAUAAAUUUGAAAAUAAUAUUUGCAUAACCUAGCACAAUAUAGUCAACUUUUUUAAGCCUGUUACUACUUGUUAGUGGGAUGUUAACGAUACUUUGCUGGCUGUUCGAGUUCUUUCUGGAUUCCUUCUUCUGCUUCUUCUUUUUAUUUGCUUAUUUUUAUUAAACCGAUGUUGUAUUGAAUCACCACACACACUUCAUAUAUUCGGUUCACCUUCUAAGCUCGAUUCUACAUUUUAUGUGAAAGUAAUUUGUGUUAACUUUUGACACCAGAAACCUGAGAGGACAUUGCAUUUAUCCAUCCAUGCUGAGGGAGCAACUAAGGUCCUCCAUGUUAUUGAUUCAAGUUACCAUGUUGUUAAUGACAUGACGAAUACAAGUGUUUCUCGCUUGAGAGAGAAAGGGAAACAAGAACAGAAAUAGGACAAGUUUGUAGGUUUCAUGGAAAGAAUUUCAAUUGUUAUUCAACACAUUGGUAUCUCCAUGAUCGAUAUUCAUCCACAGGAAUUGAUUUUUGCUUGUGCAAAGAACAUUACAAUUGAUCUCAUACAAAGUUUCGAUCAACAAAAGCUUUCCUUCCAAAUCACACCAUUGCAAAUUGAUAACCAGCUGAGUUGUACACCAUAUCCUGUCAUCUUGUCCCUUGACCGUGAUUAUAAAAGCAAUCCAUUUGGCCAUUUGAUUAAGGAUGACGUCAUGAAACCAAGAAGUGAAAGACUGCUUCAAAGGACUUCUCACAGAUCUUUUGAACCUGUUUUCUACCUUGCUGUAUCAAAAUGGAGGAAAAAAGAUGUUUCAUUGGUUUCAUUCGAAUAUAUCAGCUUAAGGUUUAAUGGAUUCCUAUGCAACAGAGAAACAACUUCACUUAAUGACUGCUCCUGUUUCUAGUGAAAGCCACAAACCCAGACUCUCUCUACCUUCAAUACUUCCAAUUGGAGCUUCAUGGCAGCAAAUUUACCUUUUGGCUAGAAGACAGAAAAAGAUCUAUGUCCAAGUGUUUGAUUUUGGCCCCAUCAACUUGAC